GGUUGCUGUCACGUCGGAACUCACACGUUGCUGCAGGUCCUGCCGUCCGCCGUUAGUUUGGAUUUAGUGUAUUUAAGUAGUUGUUGUUGAAAACUUCUAAUCAGCCAAAAUGUGUGAUGAAGAAGCAUCUGCUCUGGUCGUGGACAAUGGCUCCGGUAUGUGUAAGGCUGGCUUCGCCGGUGACGAUGCUCCGCGUGCAGUAUUUCCCUCGAUAGUGGGCCGCCCACGUCAUCAGGGUGUGAUGGUCGGUAUGGGUCAAAAGGAUGCCUAUGUCGGUGAUGAGGCUCAAAGCAAACGUGGUAUCCUCACCCUGAAGUAUCCCAUCGAGCACGGCAUCAUCACCAAUUGGGAUGAUAUGGAGAAAGUGUGGCAUCAUACAUUUUACAACGAACUGCGUGUGGCGCCUGAGGAGCACCCAGUUUUGCUGACUGAAGCACCACUGAAUCCCAAAGCCAAUCGCGAGAAGAUGACCCAAAUCAUGUUUGAGACCUUCAACUCCCCCGCCAUGUACGUCGCCAUUCAGGCUGUGCUGUCACUAUACGCCUCCGGCCGUACUACUGGUAUUGUGCUGGACUCAGGCGACGGUGUAUCGCACACUGUGCCCAUCUAUGAAGGUUAUGCUUUGCCACAUGCCAUACUGCGUCUGGAUUUAGCUGGUCGCGACUUGACUGACUACCUCAUGAAGAUUUUGACCGAACGUGGCUACUCUUUCACCACCACGGCUGAGCGCGAAAUUGUGCGUGACAUUAAGGAGAAACUGUGCUAUGUCGCCCUGGACUUUGAGCAGGAAAUGGCCACUGCCGCUGCCUCUUCAUCUCUGGAGAAAUCGUAUGAGUUGCCUGAUGGUCAGGUGAUCACCAUUGGCAACGAACGUUUCCGCACACCCGAAGCGCUCUUCCAACCCUCAUUCUUGGGCAUGGAAUCGUGCGGUAUCCACGAGACCGUCUACCAGUCAAUCAUGAAGUGCGAUGUGGAUAUCAGAAAGGACUUGUACGCUAACAACGUACUGUCUGGUGGCACCACCAUGUACCCAGGUAUUGCCGAUCGUAUGCAAAAGGAAAUCACUGCCUUGGCUCCAUCCACCAUCAAAAUUAAGAUCAUUGCCCCACCAGAGCGUAAAUACUCCGUCUGGAUUGGUGGCUCUAUUCUAGCCUCUCUGUCCACCUUCCAGCAGAUGUGGAUCUCUAAACAGGAAUAUGAUGAGUCCGGUCCCGGCAUUGUGCACCGCAAGUGCUUCUAAGCAGUCGAUGCAGUCAACCAACCUAUGCCAGACACCAGCGCAAGUGAAGCGGCCCAAACGCUGGACUGGCCAACGUUGAGCUACAGUUCGCCAAGCCUCAACAGCUAGCAGCACUCAUACAUAUAUACACAUACUUGAGAAUGAAUAGAAAAUAUAAAAAGGAACAUUAAACUCAAACCCACUCAAAGUCAAUCCCUCGGUAUUUCUCUGCCUUUUUCUCGCGAUUCAAUUUUCUUUGAAUUUAUUUUCUAGAUUAAUGCAGUAUUCGUUUGUAUGAACAGAAAUAAAUUUUAUUUGCUCGCCAGAAAACAACAGCGAAGUCUCUUUA
Anastrepha obliqua is the source of this 1568-nucleotide messenger RNA. Its product is annotated as actin-5, muscle-specific. The record is from RefSeq and is a predicted model, not a curated record. Bases 110 to 1240 code for a protein of 376 amino acids. NCBI's taxonomy places the organism in Eukaryota, Metazoa, Arthropoda, Insecta, Diptera, Tephritidae. Gene Ontology annotation, biological process: mitotic cytokinesis. The transcript has 3 exons.